This is a messenger RNA of Mytilus trossulus (common blue mussel), 2563 nucleotides long. RefSeq names its product E3 ubiquitin-protein ligase TRIM45-like. NCBI's taxonomy places the organism in Eukaryota, Metazoa, Mollusca, Bivalvia, Mytilida, Mytilidae. Gene Ontology annotation, molecular function: zinc ion binding. The record is from RefSeq and is a predicted model, not a curated record. The coding region runs from base 196 to 2460 and encodes 754 amino acids. The transcript has 5 exons.
UUGAAAAUCACUUUUCCGCCGUUUAAGAUUUAAGUUUCAUCUGAUCGUGAAAAUUUUCAGUGUGUGGACAUGAAACUUGACAAGGACAGUUGUUAAGAACAACAUUAAAAUGAAAUUUAUGAAAUAUUACUGACGAGACAUACGUUAUUUAGAAGUGACGGGAUUAUAUCUGCUUGUACUUAUUUUAUAAGAUCAAUGGCUAACAACAAACAAAAUAUCGAAUCGUUUCUAACUUGUGUUGACUGUCAACAAUACUUUGGGGAGAAAGGAAGAUCACCUCACGUAUUACCAUGUUUACAUACAGUCUGCUCAAACUGCUUGAAAAGACGGAUAGAAAACCAGAACGUCAAAUGCCCGGAUUGCAACGAAACGUUCGAAGCAAGAGGAAAUGAUAUCAGCGCUUUCCCGAUUGAUAGCGGUAGACGUCACGUAGUAGACUGUUACCGUGUGCAGAAGAAGUCUGCGGAAUUCUAUUGCAACCAGUGCCAUCCUAACAAAGUGGUAGCUGCAAGUAGAUGUAAAGACUGUGACGAAUUCCUGUGUAAAACUUGCUCCGAUGCACAUAAUCGUACAAAGUUAACCAAACGCCAUGUUGUUUUAUCUCUGGAUAUGUUGAAAGAAUCACCACUAGAAGACUUCCAUAAUAAACUUACAUGCACCGUAGAAGGACACGAGGGACAGCCAUUUUCACAUUUCUGUGAAAGCAGGUCUUGUAACAAACCUAUAUGUAGUUUGUGUUUAGUCCAAUUCCAUCAGCGAGAUGAUGGUCACGAUGUAAAAUAUUUGAACGAUGUAUACGUAGAAAAAAAACGAAUAGUUGAAAAUAAUCUUCUAGACAUACGACACAAGAAAACCAAAGUGGAUGAAGCCAUAGAUCUUUUAAAUGAUGAAGUUCAGAAUCUAUAUUUGAAAGAGAGUUCAAUUGAACAAGAUAUUGAACAAGCCUUUACAAAAUGCUUUGAUGUCCUAGAUGAGCGAAAGGCAGUUCUAAAGCAAAUGCUUUCUGAUGUGUCUGGUAAAAAGAAGAACGAUCUUGACCUCCAACUUGAUGAACUUUCGACCAAGAAAGAUUCAAUAGAUCAAGCUAUUAAGUUUUCUGAAGACCAUUUAGCUUACAGCAACGGAGCAGAAUUCUUGAUUAUGAAGGAUCAGAUUAUCAGUAGGACAAAUGCUCUACGUGAUCAACAGAUAGACACUACACCACACACCACAGCGGAAAUGGCUUUUGAGUUGGUAAACAUGGAGGAAGAGUUCAGAGAAUUUGGAAAAGUAAUGGGUGACAUUUGGGCAACAGCCGCAUAUGUGCCGAAGACAAGGGUUCAAACGUUCGAUAUUUCCAUGGGUAAGGAACAAGUAGUUUUGAUUGUCUCGCCUCACGACUCUCACAAUCGACCAAUCAACGAAAGCGGAAUUGACAUCAAAGUGGACAUACUCGACUCCAAAGGAAAGCGUUACCAAGGUAUUGUAGUGGAUCAUGGGAAGAAAUUUGGCUCCUACAAAGUCUACUUUACUCCCGUACGUUCUGGAGAGCACAGAGCUUAUGUUACAAUGCUUGGUUUAACUUUAUCAAAGGACGGUUUUGGAUUUAUGGUGAACGAAGACCUUACAGUGAAAAAAGCCGAUCUUCGUAUUAACCUUAAAUCCACGUCGACCAAAACAGCUAGAAAAUCACAACCUCUAAUAGGAAAAAUGUCGGACAGAUCUACUGAUAUUAGAGUCACAAGUGGGAUGAUGAGCGACACAGAUGCCGAUUCGAAUGCAGACCGAAAUUCUAAUGUCAACGAAUUUCCACCUUACAGAGCUGUAGGAGAAAUUAUUUGCCCAGAAUUUUCGUUUGACCUCAAAAGCACGUAUCAUCAGUAUGAACUUUCGGAAGAUUAUAAAACGUUGAUCAACCAGAAGUCAAGACGACCACCAUCACGUGAUUUGUCUACUGCUUUCCAAAACUACAGAGGUACCAUAGCAACGAAACCCCUGGGGAAAACUAACCAACAUUAUUUCGAAUGUUCGGUCCACUUUUUCGUAAAGCGUCAGCUACGCCAAGAUCUGAUAUUUGAAAUUGGCAUUGCACGCAAAUCGGAAGUUGAUAUGAAUUACACUUUGGACAAUCAUGCCCUUGCAUGGACAUUCUGUGCCCGUCGAUGUAAUAUUUGCCGCACGAUUUGUCUUCAGUGUUGGAACAAUGGGCAGCGUUUGUUUCACACACCAGCAACAGAAAACUCUCCUCCAGGCACUACUCACAAAACAACAUACGGGUUCCUGCUUGAUACAAGGAAUAAACAAUGGAUUGUUGUAGAUGCAAAAAGUAGAAAGUUUAUCUUUAGAUUCAGAAAUGUCGAUGUUAGUCGACCUUUGUGGCCGACAUUUGGAGUAUACAAUCCUGAUCUUGUAAAUGUUACUUUAAAUCUUCGUUCCGGACGAGAGAUAACAACAGUAUUAGAGGUUCCUUUCGAUUUAUAAUUAGAUUGUUGACUCUAUCAUUGACAAUUUAUACGAACUACCGGUAUUAUAUAUAUAUUAUAUCCGAUAAUGUGUGAUUUUUAAAGACAUUUAACUAUUUAAG